AUGACUUCCCGCCGGACGCACACCCUGCCGGUGUCGCUGACUAAAGCCUAUGGCGUCAUCAAGGCCAAGAUAUGCGUCAUGUGCGGCGAGGACAGGUGCCGGUUCCGGAUGUCCGCGAAGCCGAGCGUGGGGAAGCUUCCCGACACAUUCGAGGCCAUCACCUCGGACGUGGUCCUACGAGACGUGGGCCAGGUUCUCUCCCUGGGCGUCCUGCGGGUGUUGCGAAAGCCGAUGAAGAAAUUCACGCUUGCGGGGGUGGACGACGAGUGCCUUAAGGCCCUCCAGGCGGCCUGCGGCGACCGCCACGUGACGUUUGAUGACGUCAUGGCCUUCAUGGAGGACCGCAACCACGAGGUGGCCCUGGCGGAUGUCGAGGAGCGGGGCGGCUGGGCCAAGGGCACGCUGUACUUCAAGAACUGCAGGCGUGGGGGCUGGCAUGGGCCCCCGGGCCUGGAGCCCACGGACGCCGUGAUCCGGUCUCCCAGAUUCUGGCUGGAGUCGUUUAGGUCUAGGAAGAAGAGCGGGAGGGUGAAGGGCAUGCGGUCGGGGAGCAUGGGUUCCGGGGCGCUCAGCGAGGGGGCCUGGGCCCCAAGGGACGGGGUGGCCACUUGUUAG
Molecule: messenger RNA, 615 nt
Organism: Ostreobium quekettii
Lineage: Eukaryota; Viridiplantae; Chlorophyta; Ulvophyceae; Bryopsidales; Ostreobiaceae
Source: the annotation of a GenBank genome assembly